AUGAAGCUAUUAAGGCGACGGCUGGUACUGGGAGCUGUGCUGGGCACAGUUUUCUUGGGGCUGCUGGUGUUGCUGGUGGGUCAGCUGCUAGAGUCCUGGACAUCUUCAAUGAAUCUGCGGCCUCCAUCCCCAAAGAUCUCUUUGAGGAAAUUUGAGUGGCUGGCUCGGACUCCACACCCCUUGGACAUGAAUUAUCCUUAUCCCUAUCCCUUUCUGAUCAACCAUCCUGACAGGUGUAAAGAUCCCAAAGGUACCCCUUUUCUGCUCAUGCUGGUGAUGACCCAGCCUCAAGAGGUGGAGGUGCGCCAAAUCAUUCGGCAAACAUGGGGCAAUGAGACCUUGGUACCUAACGUGAUUAUCUGCCGCCUCUUUGUUAUCGGUCUGCCCCAACCACUCUUUUUUCAAGAAGUUCAAGGCCUCUUGGAGGAGGAGGACAAGGAACAUGGGGAUCUCCUCCAGGUGGGCUUCCUGGAUACAUACUACAACUUGACUCUCAAGGUCCUCAUGGGUCUCGAGUGGAUAGCCCAGUACUGUCCCACAGCCCGGUAUGUGCUCAAGGUGGAUAAUGAUGUCUUCUUAAACCCCAGCUUCCUGAUACAUCAAGUACUGCAUCCUGAAAAACCCACACCGCCAAACUUUAUCACAGGUUACAUCUACUUUGACGCAGAACCCCAGCGGAACUCGGAUGAAAAGUGGUACAUGCCUCCUGAGCUGUACCCUCAAGAAAAAUACCCUAUGUACUGUGCUGGCCCAGGUUAUGUGCUGUCUGUCUCCCUGGCCAUUAGGAUCCUGGAUAUGGCCCAGAAAGUCAGGGCCAUCUACUUGGAAGAUGUGUAUAUUGGAUUAUGCAUCAAAGAGUUGGGGAUAAAACCCACACCUUCCCCCCCUUAUGCCUUCUUAAUGAAACGGCAAGAGUAUGAACAUUGUGCCUUCCAUCAUCUUGUCCUGGUUCACCAUUUCAAGCCCCAGGAACUGUUGCAGUUAUGGCCAGACUUCCAGAAAGUCAAUGUUACUUGUCUAAGGGAUUGAUACAUAUUCUCUUUCCCCACACUCUGAUCAGACAAAUGGCUCCGACCCUACACAUUUUCCAGGAUUUGCCUUUGGGACAUGUAAGACUCUGGGUCCCCUGGAAGUACUAAUUCACAACUUCCCCUAGUAAUAUUCACUUGGCAUACUCUUCAGCAUUUCCAAAGUUACUUGAAUCCCUUGGUGGGGAUACUCAGAGUGGUACUUUGGGAUGCCACAGCUCUCACAAAGCGAGUGUCCCCACUCAAGGCGAUUCAAGGUAUUCUGUGUGUGUGUAUCCAUAGCUACUACAAGGACCAUAGUUUAUAAGCCCUUCCAAGUACUUCAACUGGUCAAUCAAAGGACACAAUUCAAUCAAAGGUAUUUAAUGAAAUAAAAUAAUAAGAAAACUAGCAAUAAAAAAA
This is a messenger RNA of Antechinus flavipes (yellow-footed antechinus), 1430 nucleotides long. RefSeq names its product beta-1,3-galactosyltransferase 2-like. Bases 1 to 1029 code for a protein of 342 amino acids. NCBI's taxonomy places the organism in Eukaryota, Metazoa, Chordata, Mammalia, Dasyuromorphia, Dasyuridae. Gene Ontology annotation, molecular function: N-acetyl-beta-D-glucosaminide beta-(1,3)-galactosyltransferase activity. The transcript has a single exon. Gene Ontology annotation, cellular component: membrane. The record is from RefSeq and is a predicted model, not a curated record.